This is a messenger RNA of Lipotes vexillifer (Yangtze River dolphin), 1821 nucleotides long. RefSeq names its product forkhead box I1 (gene FOXI1). Gene Ontology annotation, molecular function: DNA-binding transcription factor activity, RNA polymerase II-specific; RNA polymerase II cis-regulatory region sequence-specific DNA binding. The coding region runs from base 8 to 1147 and encodes 379 amino acids. The record is from RefSeq and is a predicted model, not a curated record. Gene Ontology annotation, biological process: anatomical structure morphogenesis; regulation of transcription by RNA polymerase II; cell differentiation. NCBI's taxonomy places the organism in Eukaryota, Metazoa, Chordata, Mammalia, Artiodactyla, Lipotidae. The transcript is spliced from 2 exons.
CCCCAGCAUGAGCGCCUUCGACCUCCCAGCGCCCUCCCCGCCCCGCUGCAGCCCCCAGUUCCCCAGCCUCGGCCAGGAGCCCCCCGAGAUGGCCCUCUACUAUGAGGACUUCCUCCACCCCCAGGGCGUGCCCAGCCCUCAGCGGCCCCCCUCCUUCGAGGGCGGCGGCGAGUACGGGGCCGCCCCCAACCCCUACCUCUGGCUCAACGGGCCGGCCGUGACCCCGCCGCCGCCUUACCUGCCGGGUGCCAGCGCCAGCCCCUUCCUGCCCCAGACCUACGGGGUGCAGAGGCAGCUGCUGCCCGGCGUGUCCGGGCUGGGGGGCGGCGACCUGGGCUGGCUGCCCAUCCCCUCGCAGGAGGAGCUGAUGAAGCUGGUGCGGCCCCCCUACUCCUACUCGGCGCUCAUCGCCAUGGCCAUCCACGGGGCACCCGACAGGCGCCUCACCCUCAGCCAGAUCUACCAGUAUGUGGCCGACAACUUCCCCUUCUACAACAAAAGCAAGGCCGGCUGGCAGAACUCCAUCCGCCACAACCUGUCUCUCAACGACUGCUUCAAGAAGGUGCCCCGUGACGAGGACGACCCAGGCAAAGGGAAUUACUGGACCCUGGACCCCAACUGUGAGAAGAUGUUCGACAAUGGAAAUUUCCGCAGGAAGAGGAAGAGAAAAUCGGAAGUUUCCUCCAGCACGGGCUCCUUGGCCUCGGAGAAAACGGAGCCCGGUGUCCUGGCAGGCAGCCCCAAGACCACGGAGGCCCAGGACAUCUUGGAUGGUGCUUCACCGGGUACCACCAGCUCCCCAGAGAAGCAGCCCUCGCCGCCCCCGCCAGGAGCCCCGUGCCUCAACAGCUUCCUCUCCACCAUGUCAGCCUAUGUGAGUGGGUCAAGCCCCAUGGGCCGCCCUGUGGCCACGCCGGGACUGAGCCCGGAGCCCGCUGACAAGGUGGGGCAGAGCUUGCUGAACUUCAACUCCUACACCCCACUCACCAACAUCAGUGGCCACGCGGGCGGGGGUGAGUGGGCCAGCCCCACACCCAGCAAUGCUCUGGGCUACGGAGGCUCCGUCCUCAACCAGUUCAGCCCUCACUUCUGCAACGGCGUCAACACAAACAGCGUCCUCUACCCCAGGGAGGGCACCGAGGUCUAGAAACACAACAGCUCCCGAGCCAGAGGGACACGCUCGGGGUCCUCCAUGUCAGCAUCCAAGUGGUCCAAGACCUCCAAACUGCCCAGACAUACACAGGAGGCUCAGAGGAAUUCAUCGUUUUUCUAGAACAUUGUGUAAACCUUGUGUUUGUCACAUAUCCAUCCACAGACCCACAACCAGCUUUGCAGUAGAAAUACUGGUGCCUGCAUGACAGUAAUCAACGUGGCCAUUUAUCGAGCACUUACUAUGUGCUGGGUGCUGUGCUAAGCUCUUUGAAGGCGUGAUCGUACUUUCUAUUUACAGCCACCUUGUAAGGGUCAUAUAAACCUCCCCAUUUUACAGAUGAGAAGACUGAGCCUUGAGGAAGUUAAGUAACUUUCCCAGGGUCAUACAGACUAGGAAGCGGCAGAGCCAGGAGUCAAGUCCAGGUCUCUAAGACUCCCAAAGUUUGGGCCAAUGAAGGCUGGGACGGAGGAAUUGGUUGCGCAGCCAGGGAAGGUCAGUGUGGAGAGCUGAUGAGGGCAAGCAUAUGCAAAUCUCCCCACUGCCUUCUGGCCAUCCAUCAAAUUUAGCACCAGCCCUAGGCACAUCUCAUCUUGGUCCAAGUCCUCAUUCUGUGGCCCCCAACUUACCUGCCGACACUCCUUUUGCUACUACUCAGGGGAGAAGCCCAG